This is a messenger RNA of Thrips palmi, 1011 nucleotides long. RefSeq names its product jerky protein homolog-like. Lineage: Eukaryota; Metazoa; Arthropoda; Insecta; Thysanoptera; Thripidae. The transcript is spliced from 4 exons. Bases 1 to 1011 code for a protein of 336 amino acids. The record is from RefSeq and is a predicted model, not a curated record. Gene Ontology annotation, cellular component: nucleus. Gene Ontology annotation, molecular function: DNA binding.
AUGCUGCGGCAAGCAGAAAAUCUCCCUCAAAAGAAGAAACGAAAUCAUCUUUCUGUUCAAGAAAAGGCGAACGUUUCGAAACGUUUGGACGCCGGUGAAAAUCUGCAGGACGUAGCCGCGGACAUAGGGGUGCACCCAGAGACCGUCCGAAAGUGGCACAAAGCAGGCGCCACGUUGAACCAGUUUGUGAACCAGUGCGGGAACAAGGCGAGGAAAACCACGCGGCGCCCCGUGCUGGAGGAGUUGGACGGGGAAAUGAUUGCGUGGUUCUUGCAGCAGAGGGCUGAGGGCCACCUUGUUCCUACUCGGACGCUGCAAGAGAAGGCCAGGGCGGUGAACAAGGCGCUUGGCGGUGACGAGGCGUUCAAGGCCAGCACAGGCUGGGUGGCGAAAUUCAAAACGCGUCACGGCAUCGGCAGCACGGUCGAGGAGAAGUCAGCUGACGAAGACAGCGCCACCGUCGCCACUGACGAACUGGAAGAGUUCUUGGAGGAGGAGGGUUACGACCUCGACUACGUGUACAGCAUGGCCGAGACGCGGUGUUGCUGGAAGGCCCUGCCCUCUAGGCCUGAGGCGCACGCGGGGGAGAAGCGUGCCGACGGAAUGCCAAUGCCGUUUCACCGCUUCACCGUCGUGAUGUGCGCCAACGCGACCGGGACGCACCGGCUGCCGCUGAUGGUCGUCGGGAGGUACCGGAAGCCGCGGUGCUUCAAGCACUGCAGUGGCCUUCCGGUGUUCUACCGAGGGCAGGCGGGCUCCUGCCUCACCACCGCCCUGUUCGAGGAUUGGUUCGUCAACUGCUUCAAGCCGUUCGUGGAGAUGAAGCAGUUUGCGGCCGGUACCUCAGGCAGGGUGCUGCUACUCGUCGACAACCGCGCGGUGCACAAGGUUUCCGACGGCGGGCUUGGGGAUAAGUUCAGGGUUAAGUUCCUCCCAGCAAGCCCCGCCGCCCUCGUGGCGGUGCAGCCGUUAGAUCACGGCGCAAUGGUCAAGCGAGGAAAGUCCCUGUAA